Molecule: messenger RNA, 2513 nt
Organism: Jatropha curcas
Lineage: Eukaryota; Viridiplantae; Streptophyta; Magnoliopsida; Malpighiales; Euphorbiaceae
Product: ENTH/ANTH/VHS superfamily protein
Biological process (GO): clathrin-dependent endocytosis; clathrin coat assembly; vesicle budding from membrane
Cellular component (GO): clathrin-coated vesicle; clathrin-coated pit
Molecular function (GO): SNARE binding; clathrin heavy chain binding; 1-phosphatidylinositol binding
Source: RefSeq, a predicted model, not a curated record
CUCACCUCCUCUUCUCUUCUGUCCGUUUUGACUCCAAUUGCACAUUGAAAGAUGCUUUAUCUCAGACAAAGCACACGCCCCCGACACUUCCGGUAAUAUAGCUGUUUCUCUCUCAUUUCCAGAUCUCUGAUCAUAUCAACGGUUUCAAUAUCUCCACGUGUAAUCCGGAUCCCAACCCAGUAUUUAAAUCUACUUUUUUUUUCUUCCUUUGAUAUGUCUUCUCCAUUUUUACACAUUUCCAACACCAACGGAGAAAAUCUAGAGAGAGAAUAAAACGGCUGCCGUUUUCGGUCUACCGGUCUUCUUCUUUCCUAGUCCAUUUCUGUUGAAGGAAUUAACAGAUCCGACAACAUUCUGUCCAACCGGAAAUUCUUCUUACCAGAUCUAUAACAACCUUAAAACAGAAAACGUGGUAAAGCUUUAGAUCGAGGGGGAUUUUGGUUCAAUCGAACGGUCGAAAUGGCGCCGAGCACAAUCCGCAAAGCUAUCGGGACCGUUAAGGAUCAAACAAGUAUUGGCAUAGCCAAGGUGGCAAGUAACAUGGCACCGGAGCUAGAAGUGGCGAUAGUGAAGGCGACGAGCCACGACGAUGAUCCGGCGAAUGAGAAAUACAUAAGAGAGAUCUUGAACUUGACAUCGUAUUCUCGUGGAUACGUGCACGCCUGUGUGGCGGCGGUGUCGAAGCGGCUGGGGAAGACGAGGGACUGGAUUGUGGCGCUCAAGGCGCUGAUGCUGAUUCACAGGCUGUUAAACGAUGGAGAUCCAUUGUUUCAAGAAGAAAUACUGUAUGCUACAAGGAGGGGAACUAGGCUUUUGAAUAUGUCUGAUUUUCGAGAUGAGGCCCACUCGAGUUCGUGGGAUCAUUCUGCCUUCGUAAGGACUUAUGCCAUGUAUUUAGAUCAGAGACUUGAAUUGGUGCUUUUUGACCGGAAAGGCGGCAGUGCCCGUGGUGAAAUUGAAAGAUAUGGUGCUAGAGGUGAUUUGGACUGGAAAGGCGGCAGUGCCCAUGGUGAAAUUGAGAGAUAUGGAGCCAGAGGUGAUUUUAGAUCACCACCACCGAGACCAUACGAGUACAAUGAUUAUGGCGACUAUAGGGGUGAAAGUGGACAUGGAGGUCCUGGAAUGACUAGGAGGACGAGGUCAUUUGGAGAUAUGAGUGAAGCGGUCGGAAGAGAUGGUGGAGAAGGGCGAGAGGAAAGAAGGGCAGUUACUCCAUUGAGGGAAAUGAAACCUGAGAGAAUUUUUGGCAAGAUGGCUCAUUUGCAGAGGUUAUUGGAUAGGUUCUUGUCAUGUCGGCCUACUGGAUUAGCCAAGAACAGCAGAAUGAUACUAAUUGCGCUUUAUCCAGUUGUGAGGGAGAGUUUUCAGUUGUAUGCAGAUAUAUGUGAGGUUUUGGCUGUUUUGUUGGACAAAUUCUUUGACAUGGAGUAUCCAGAUUGUGUGAAGGCCUUUGAUGCUUAUGCCAGUGCAGGGAAACAGAUUGAUGAGCUAAUUAUAUUUUAUAAUUGGUGUAAGGAUACUGGUGUGGCUAGAUCCUCAGAGUAUCCAGAUGUGCAGAAGAUUACUAGUAAAUUGUUGGAAACUUUGGAGGAGUUUGUCAGGGAUAGGGCCAAGCGGCCCAAGAGCCCUGAGAGGAAAGAGGAGGCUCCUCCUGUGGCUCAAGAGGAAGAGCCUGUACCUGAUAUGAACGAAAUUAAGGCAUUGCCUCCGCCUGAGAAUUACACUCCUCCUCCCCCUCCUGAGCCAGAGCCUACACCUCAGCAACCGCAGGUUGCUGAAGAUUUGGUGAAUUUGAGGGACGAUGUUGUCUCUGCAGAUGAUCAAGGAAAUAGAUUGGCAUUGGCUUUGUUUGCUGGGCCACCUGCUAAUAAUGGAAAUGGAUCAUGGGAAGCAUUUCCAUCUAACGGGGAGCCUCAAGUGACCUCAGCUUGGCAGACUCCAGCUGCCGAACCAGGUAAGGCAGAUUGGGAAUUGGCAUUGGUCGAGUCGGCUAGCAAUUUAUCUAAGCAAAAGGCAACAUUGGGUGGUGGCUUUGAUCCAUUGUUGUUAAGUGGCAUGUAUGAUCAAGGAACUGUGAGACAACACGUUAGUACUACACAAUUGAGUGGAGGUAGUGCUAGCAGUGUGGCAUUGCCAGCGGUAGGGAAGAGUGCAACGCCUGUUUUGGCUCUCCCAGCUCCAGAUGGAACAGUUCAGACUGUUAAUCAGGAUCCUUUUGCUGCUUCUUUGAGCAUUCCACCUCCUUCAUACGUGCAAAUGUCUGAUAUGGAGAAAAAACAACACUUGCUUGUCCAGGAGCAGCAAGUAUGGCAGCAAUAUGCAAAGGAUGGAAUGCAAGGCCAAGCUAGUUUGGCCAAGAUCAAUGGCAAUGGAUACUACACUGCCGGACCGGGGCCAAUGCCAAUGAUGCCUUAUGGAAUGCCACCAGUCAAUGGAAUGGGGCCACCGGCCGGGUAUUACUAUACCCCUUACUGAUUUUUUUUUUUUUUUUUUUUUUUUUUUUUGGGUUUAUU